This is a messenger RNA of Chlorocebus sabaeus (green monkey), 1821 nucleotides long. It is a transcript of the gene LMAN2, whose product is annotated as lectin, mannose binding 2. Gene Ontology annotation, biological process: endoplasmic reticulum to Golgi vesicle-mediated transport. The record is from RefSeq and is a predicted model, not a curated record. Gene Ontology annotation, cellular component: Golgi membrane; endoplasmic reticulum membrane; endoplasmic reticulum-Golgi intermediate compartment. NCBI's taxonomy places the organism in Eukaryota, Metazoa, Chordata, Mammalia, Primates, Cercopithecidae. Gene Ontology annotation, molecular function: D-mannose binding.
CCAUUGCUGGGGCUGGCCGGCCUGUGCCUUGGAGCCUCUAAGGAGAUGGAACUGCACUCAACCAGGAUGAGAGGCUGCCCGACCAAUGCAGCUGCCGCCCCCUCUGCUGCAGAGGCUUUGCUUUUUGACUCCCUGGUGACCCUAAAGUUGAAGAGCUUCCGGCCGGAGGCCAUUAGAUGGGACACCCGGAAGGCGGAACUUCUAGGGCGGAAGUGGCCGAGAGGCGAGGAGAAUGGCGGCGGAAGGCUGGAUUUGGCGUUGGGGCUGGGGCCGGCGGUGCCUGGGAAGGCCUGGGCUUCCCGGCCCCGGCCCUGGCCCCACUACACCUCUCUUUCUUCUUUUGUUGCUGGGGUCUGUGACUGCGGAUAUAACUGACGGCAACAGUGAACAUCUCAAGCGGGAGCAUUCGCUCAUUAAGCCCUACCAAGGGGUCGGUUCCAGCUCUAUGCCCCUCUGGGACUUCCAGGGCAGUACUAUGCUCACGAGCCAGUACGUACGUCUGACCCCUGACGAGCGCAGCAAAGAGGGCUCUAUCUGGAACCACCAGCCCUGCUUCCUCAAGGACUGGGAAAUGCACGUCCACUUCAAAGUCCACGGCACAGGGAAGAAGAACCUCCAUGGAGACGGCAUCGCCUUGUGGUACACCCGGGACCGCCUCGUGUCAGGGCCUGUGUUUGGAAGCAAAGAUAACUUCCACGGCUUAGCCAUCUUCCUGGACACCUACCCCAAUGAUGAGACCACCGAGCGCGUGUUCCCGUACAUCUCGGUGAUGGUGAACAAUGGCUCCCUGUCCUACGACCACAGCAAGGAUGGGCGCUGGACCGAGCUGGCGGGCUGCACGGCUGACUUCCGCAACCGCGAUCACGACACCUUCCUGGCUGUGCGCUACUCCCGGGGCCGUCUGACGGUGAUGACCGACCUGGAGGACAAGAACGAGUGGAAGAACUGCAUUGACAUCACGGGAGUGCGCCUGCCCACCGGCUACUACUUCGGGGCCUCCGCCGGCACCGGCGACCUGUCUGACAAUCAUGACAUCAUCUCCAUGAAGCUGUUCCAGCUGAUGGUGGAGCACACGCCCGACGAGGAGAGCAUCGACUGGACCAAGAUUGAGCCCAGCGUCAACUUCCUCAAGUCGCCCAAAGACAACGUGGAUGACCCCACGGGGAACUUCCGCAGCGGGCCCCUGACAGGGUGGCGGGUGUUCCUGCUGCUGCUGUGCGCCCUCCUGGGCAUUGUCGUCUGCGCCGUGGUGGGCGCCGUGGUGUUCCAGAAGCGGCAGGAGCGGAACAAGCGCUUCUACUGAGCGGCACCACCAGCGGGGCCUGCGCCUGGGCCCAGGAGCCAAUGUGAACUUUUUUUUUUACUGGGAUUAUAGAAGAACAAGAUGACCUUAUUUCUUAACCGUUUCAAAUAAAUGAUUAAAGUAUUUUCAUACAUUUUGCUUCUUGCCCAGCAGGGACAGGUGGCAGAGCCGAGGCUCAGGGUCUGGCACCCCUACAGCUGGAGACGGAGGCUCUCCUGGGGCUGGCGUCUCAGUGCAGGAGUCUGUGCCUAGAGCUGGGCUGCAGCCCCUGCAGGCAGCUGUUGAACACUGGAGGGUCCCCCGGACCACACUGGGGUGGGCUCCUGAGGACGUGGGGAAGUGAUUUUGUUUUGUGGCGUGUGGCAUGUGUGGCGGCAGAUGAGGCCUGAACUGGGAAACCCAGGCCUUCCUGUUCACCCUGAGCUGCUUCCUGAGACAGAUGCUCAAGCGAGGCCGCAGGGUGGUGUGGUGGGGCCGAGGGUGACCGUUUGCUAAAUAAAGUGAAAUACCCAACCUCA